Molecule: messenger RNA, 2169 nt
Organism: Carassius auratus (goldfish)
Lineage: Eukaryota; Metazoa; Chordata; Actinopteri; Cypriniformes; Cyprinidae
Product: growth factor receptor-bound protein 2
Exons: 6
Coding region: 583-1236 (217 amino acids)
Molecular function (GO): protein binding
Source: RefSeq, a predicted model, not a curated record
GCUCUUGUGUCAUGCUGCAUUUAUUCUGAUGGAGAACUGGAACAACCAAUCUUCUGGUUCGUUCCAAUCUAUCCUGCAAUUUUAAAUGCGAGGUUAAAGAUUUAAGAUAAGAGGUUACGCGCGUUUAAAUCGAAUCUCCGGUCUAUGGUGCACGAUAUGUCAUUUUGUGUAGUUUCACAAUUAACUCAGUGUGCGAAGUUUUUGUUAGGACCUUUCCAUCUUUGCAGACCAUAACACGAAGGAAGCGGAAAUUAACAGCCCGCUUGCUUUUCCCGGAGCCACUCCGGAGUCGGGAAAAUUAACUGCAACAGUAAACCGUAUAACAUGAUUUUACUGUUGUUAAAAUACAGAAUUUUUAUUUAGUUCUUUAUUUCACUGCGUAAGGAGGAUCGAAGAGGGAGAGAUCUGAACCCUGAUGCGCUGGGUUGACAGCACCCAGACAAGGAAGAUCUGUCACUCCACAGUCAGCAGUGACAAGGACAGAUAUUGGACUGAAUCAGAUCAGUCAGGACUGUUAUUCUGCCUGUAGAAGCACUUCCUUCUGGAGCUUAAUAUCUGUCUCGUGUCCACACAGUCCAUGCCAUGGAGGCAAUAGCUAAAUACGAUUUCAAAGCUACUGCGGAUGAUGAAUUAAGUUUCAAGCGAGGAGAGAUUUUAAAGGUUUUAAAUGAAGAAUGUGACCAGAACUGGUACAAGGCAGAACUCAAUGGAAAAGAAGGAUUCAUCCCUAAAAAUUACAUAGAAAUGAAGCCACACCCCUGGUUUUAUGGGAAGAUUCCCCGUGCAAAGGCAGAAGAAAUGUUAAAUAAACAGAGACACGAUGGAGCUUUUCUCAUUCGAGAGAGUGAGAGUGCACCUGGAGACUUCUCGCUGUCUGUCAAAUUUGGGAAUGAUGUCCAGCACUUCAAAGUCUUACGGGAUGGAGCAGGAAAAUACUUCUUGUGGGUGGUCAAAUUUAACUCAUUAAACUCUUUAGUGGAUUAUCAUCGGUCCACUUCUGUGUCCAGGAAUCAGCCCAUUUUUCUCAGGGACAUUGAACAGGUACCACAGCAUUCAACAUAUGUUCAAGCUUUGUUUGACUUCGACCCUCAAGAGGAUGGAGAGCUGGGUUUCAGACGUGGAGAUUUUAUCCAUGUCCUGGACAACUCGGAUCCUAAUUGGUGGAAAGGGGCUUGUCACGGACAGACCGGAAUGUUCCCUCGCAAUUAUGUCACACCUGUCAAUCAAAACAUGUAACUUUCAUAGAAAAUGUUUGCUUGCUUAAAGCACCUGUGGACUUCCAGCUGGGUUGCCAUGGAAACAGAAACCGCAGAUUGAUGGAGAAAAAAAGGCUCAGUUGGUGAUAUGGUUGUCGAUUUGCGGAAAAAUAAAGACUGUGCUGUUUGGAGUGGUUGACAGUUUAAGAAGCAUUACAGGCUGUGUGAGAAAAACGCUCCAGACUGAUAUUCAUGUACUGUGUAUCACAUCAACUUUGCUUCAUAUGCAAUUAUAUUUCAUGCUAUAAGACAUCAGCUGUAUAAACAAAAAAAAGCCACAAUAUCACCGUCACAAUACUAGUACAGUUUUGCACCAGGAUUCAUUUUAAAACACCAUGUUAUGCUUGAUUUGUAUUGUUAAAAUGCAUCAAGCAUUUUUCAUGCUUGAUUUUUGUAUUUUUCAUCUUUACAGAAAUAGUGUUACUGUGUUAUUUGGUGUGGGAUUAUCAAUCAUAAUUUCAUUAAGCCAUAUAAUUUAAUUUCAUACUUUAGUCAAGUAGACUUACAUAUAGUCAUAGCUUUGUAUUAAAGUUGUAGUUUACACAGAAAUAUUAAUUCUGUCAUUAUUUACUCAUCCUCAUUUGUUCCAGAUUUUUUGACUUACUGUAGAAGUAAGUCAAAAUGUGCAUAGAAGAAAGAAAGUCAUACAGGUUUGGAACAUCAUGAAGGUGAUGCCAGAGUUGAUUUUUAUGGGUAAACUGUCCCUUUAAAUCUAAAUAGCUUGAAAAUAAUGUAAUGGUGCCAAAGCCUCUGUAGCAGAACAGUGAUACAAUGUAACAAAUUUGGAGCAUUUAAUGAAGCCCUUUAAAAUGGCACUUGGUAUAUAAUUCCAUUUGGGAUUUUUAGUUGGUUACUCUACAUGAUUCCUGAAUAAAUUACACAGAAUAAAGAUACUUCCAGUAAAACCUCCUAA